AUGGACGUCUUUCAUGCCCUGCAUUUCUUGUUCGGGAUCUUCGGUGCGUUGAGCCCUUACCCCGCCGCUCCUCUUCCUCUUCUCCCCCUCCAACUUGUUUCUUUCGUUCUAGCUCUCAGUUUUUGGACGGGAGAAUCACUGGGCACCUCCCGCGUGGAGCAACCAGUUCUUGGUCUUUCUUGCUUUCCCGACGGAAUUCUUGGUCCCUGUCAUUCUUUCUUGGUGCAUCUCUGAUUCGUCUCGUCUUUGAACAGGGAACGCGACCGGGCUCUUCCUCUUUCUCGCCCCCGUGUGAGUAUAAACUCCUGCGUCUCUCCAGAAUAGUUCUUCGCCUUGGGGUUUUAAGGGGCGAGGGAGCUUCAUACACGCCAAGAACAUUGUUCUUAAAGUCCUUCCCUGUGCUGCUCUCUCUCUCUCUCUUUCUUCCAUUCUCUUUCUUUCUCCAGCGAUGCAUCUUCCUCCUCACCGAGCGCGGAUUCAUUUUUGAAGACGAAACCAGGGAUUGAAUUCUUGGAGAACUUUCUGACCCCGCGGUUUUUUCUCCCCUCCCUCGCGCAGGGUGACAUUUCGGAGGAUCAUCAGGAACAAAUCGACGGAACAGUUCUCUGGGAUCCCCUACAACAUGACCCUGCUCAAUUGCCUCCUCUCCGCCUGGUAAGUAAAUCGCAAGCCCACUCUUGAGUCUUCGGUAAUAGGAAGUUAUUGCUGACACUGUAGAUGGAGGAAGAGAUGGUGAUGGCGACGGGUCCAUGGAGUUCUGACACGUGAGCUCUCCCUGUCACGCUCGCUGCCAUGCAGGUACGGGCUUCCCUUCGUCUCCCCGAACAACAUGCUGGUCUACACCAUCAACGGCACCGGGGCGGUGCUGGAGACCGUGUACGUCAUCAUCUUCCUCAUCUUCGCCCCUAAGAGGGCCAAGGCCAGGAUGCUGGGUCUCCUCCUCCUGGUCGUCUCUGUGUUCGCGACCGUGGCGCUCGUCUCCGUCCUGGCUCUCCACGGCCAGAAGAGGAAGCUUUUCUGCGGCUGCGCCGCCACCAUCUUCUCCAUCUGCAUGUACGCCUCCCCGCUAUCCGUGAUGGUAAGCCGUAGAUCCGCCGAUCUCCCUGCUCGUCUUCCUCCGCCUAUACGUUCGCCUCAGAUGUAGCAAUCUGACCUCGUCUGACCUCGGCUGACCUCGUCUGACCUCGCAGAGGCUCGUAAUCCGAACCAGGAGCGUGGAAUUCAUGCCCUUCCUCCUCUCGCUCUUCGUCUUCCUCUGCGGCACCUCCUGGUUCGUCUUCGGCCUCCUGGGGCGCGACCCCUUCAUCGCGGUACGGUUCCUUUCUCUUGUGUGGGGCCCUGGUUUAUGAUCUUGCAGAGAUUCCCACAUGGCGUCAGGCGUCAGGCGUCAGCAGAGCAAGCAAUCCAAGCGGCCGUCUUCUCCGACCGUGUCUCUUCCGGCGACACGUGAACCGAAGGCUGAUGAUCUCUGUUCUUCGUGGCAGGUGCCCAACGGCUUCGGGUGCGGGCUUGGCGCGAUGCAGCUCGUGCUGUACGCCAUCUACCGGAACAGCGAGGCCUCAAGGGGUCAGAAGGACGGCAACGGCGGCAAAGACGGCGGCGCACUGGAGAUGGGGUACGAGAAGCCACGGCUGGCCAACGGCGGCGCGCAGAACGGCGCCGGAGGAGCGGCGCCGUAG
Messenger RNA from Spirodela intermedia, 1679 nucleotides. NCBI's taxonomy places the organism in Eukaryota, Viridiplantae, Streptophyta, Magnoliopsida, Alismatales, Araceae. The record is from the annotation of a GenBank genome assembly.